AUGGAGAAGCGGCUGACAGAUAACCACUCAGACAUCUACGACCAGUCUGAUGCACAUGACCCCGAGCUUGUUCAACGUCCAAUAGAAGAGGCCAAGCGGUCGCAAAGACAUGCUAACGUCUAUGAUGCCGUUGCAGGAAGAAUCAUAUUUGACACCGCAUUGAAUGCCGCUGUUCGGGAUGAGAAGACGCCUCACGCCAUCUCCAAACCGCCCAAGCUGACUAGACAUCCCCUCAACGCUUCCGCGUUAGCUCCGGAGGAGGUUCUGUUCCGCCGCAAGUCAGCACCCGAGCGCUUUGCCGAGUUCGAUGUCUACAUGGCACAUGACCGGAACCUCGCAGAUGGCGGCCACACAUCCCUGCCAGACUCUGAUCUCCUCAAAUCGGUACACACCUAUGCGAGCUACUUUUAUUCUGCCCUUGGCGGCCCCAAGCGCAAUCUCUCGUACCAAGUCGGCGCUCGCAAUAUUGACGAAAGAAGUAUGGACGAAUCGGCCUUGAUCGCCUUGGGCAUUCUGCUCGAAGAGGCUGGCAGAGACGUCUUAGGAAGUAAAGGCGAUAUAGUCUUCACCGAGGGCCUCGAAUCAUCUGCGGAUAGCGACCCGACGGUUCAAGAACAAUGUGCUACGUCCAACACAUCAACGCAUCCUGUUUUUGGACACGUGAGCCGAGAGGCAGCCCCUGUCGGUUUUGCUGACGUUGGUUCCUGGAAAAGAGCUACCAAACGACAAAAACUGGAGCGAUUCCGAUAA
Molecule: messenger RNA, 750 nt
Organism: Colletotrichum godetiae
Lineage: Eukaryota; Fungi; Ascomycota; Sordariomycetes; Glomerellales; Glomerellaceae
Exons: 2
Coding region: 1-750 (249 amino acids)
Biological process (GO): nucleolar large rRNA transcription by RNA polymerase I
Cellular component (GO): RNA polymerase I upstream activating factor complex
Molecular function (GO): RNA polymerase I cis-regulatory region sequence-specific DNA binding
Source: RefSeq, a predicted model, not a curated record